AAGACGCUAUAGUCAGUUUCAAGAUGGCUGUGAAAUUUGGGGCGACAUUUCGAUUUACUAUUGUAGACUGCUCGAUAGGAAAGCAUGAUACUGUGGCCUUAGCAAACGACCUUAAGCGACUGAACCCCAUGUUUAUAAUCUUCCUUGAAGGAGAGGAAACGAGACGUCAAUCAGUGUUCAGUCUAUGCAGUUAUUGGUUUCAAUGCAGUGUGUGCACAACAAGUUGUACUCCGUUUAUCCGGGAAUAUGUGGUUAUUUUGCUGAAACCAACCAUGAAUGCUGAUGACAUUAUUAAAAUCUGUCUACCUAUAUUCAUUGGACUUAGUGUACGUUCUGCGAUUAGCCUACAUUCAUAUUCCGGGGAAGGUAAACCGCCUAUGUAUGGUGAUUAUGAAGCACAACGUCAUUGGAUGGAAAUCACUUUUAACUUACCUCCUACUGAAUGGUAUACAAAUACAACGGAGAAUGACUUGAACUAUUGGGGUCUGGAUUAUCCGCCUCUUACUGCCUAUCAUAGUUGGUUUAUGGGUAAACUGGCCAGUCUAAUAAACAGUGAAUGGGUUCAACUGUAUACAUCAAGAGGAUAUGAAUCUAAAGAGCAUAAACUUUUUAUGCGAUAUACUGUAUUCAUUGCUGACUUGUUGAUUUUUAUACCAUUUGUAAUCGUGUAUUUCUAUUCUGUGUUGCCUAGACUUGUAAACACUGAUGUCAAUAGACUGAAACAAAUCAGUGGGUUUUACGCUGCAUGUUUAAUGCUAACUUAUCCUGGUAUUAUCCUAAUAGAUCAUGGACAUUUUCAGUAUAAUUGUAUCAGUCUUGGUUUAUAUUUGGCUAGUGUAAACUGUUUACUUUUACACUGGGAUAUAUUUGCUUCGAUAUUAUUUUGUUUAGCUUUGUGUUAUAAACAAAUGGAAUUGUAUCAUUCCUUGCCAAUAUUUUUCUACCUGCUAAGCGUUUGUCUACAUAAAAGCACAUUACGUGAUAGUAUAAUACACUUCAUCAAGUUAGGGCUAACUGUCCUCUUGACUAUAUCAUUCGUGUUUACACCAUUUCUGUUAACAAAUAAUGCAAAGGGCACUGUAUAUCAAGUAGUGAAACGUUUAUUUCCGCUGGAUCGUGGUAUUUAUGAGGAUAAAGUGUCAAACUUUUGGUGUGCUACAUCACCAUUAGUGAAAUGGCGUUCACUGUUCCCUCCCUCCUCAUUGUCAUCAUCAUCUUCUCCGUCUUAUGAACUUGUCUUAAUUAGUAUUUUACUUGUAUCAAUCACAUGUCUUCCACCAUGCUGUUUAAUUUUAUUAAAGAAAUCAAAUCAACAGAAAAAGUUUUUAACCUCUUUAGUGAUAUGUUCAUUAGGCUUUUAUUUAUUUUCAUUUCAAGUUCAUGAAAAAUCUAUUCUACUUGUUUCUAUUCCAGUGCUAUGCUUACUUCCAAUCUAUCCAAUAUCAUCUUUUCUAUUUACUUUAUGCUCUGUAUUAAGUAUGUGGCCAUUAUUGAAAAAAGAUCAAUUAAGACUGGCUAGUUUAUCACUGUUUUGUAUUUAUUCUAUUCUUGGAUGUUUCAUUGUGUUUAGAAAUAAUAACAGUAGUAGUGAUAAUAAUAAUAAUCAUGGGAAGCAUAAUACGGAUAAAACAUUGCAAAAAACCAGUAGUUCUGAUAGUAGUAGUAGUAGUAAAAAUGUCUUCACUAUUCGCUUAUUUCGGUAUUCUUCUUGGUUAUAGUAUUUUAAUCUUUGGUGAUAUGUUUAUUACACCGCCUCAAGCAUAUCCAGAUCUGUUUCCAUUGUUGUUUUCAAUAUAUUCAUUUGCUUUGUUCUUCUUAUUUCUUUUGUAUUGGCAAUGGAAAGUUAUUUUUGACUAAUUUGAACUACUAGCUGUUUGGUUAUUUAUUUAUUUAUGUAUUUUUUUUGUAUUACUGAAAGGGAAUAAAUUAAUUUCAUUGUGGGA
Messenger RNA from Trichobilharzia szidati, 1943 nucleotides. The record is from the annotation of a GenBank genome assembly. NCBI's taxonomy places the organism in Eukaryota, Metazoa, Platyhelminthes, Trematoda, Strigeidida, Schistosomatidae.